Messenger RNA from Harmonia axyridis, 2860 nucleotides. Its product is annotated as glycogen phosphorylase. Gene Ontology annotation, biological process: glycogen catabolic process. NCBI's taxonomy places the organism in Eukaryota, Metazoa, Arthropoda, Insecta, Coleoptera, Coccinellidae. The transcript has 6 exons. The record is from RefSeq and is a predicted model, not a curated record. The coding region runs from base 114 to 2651 and encodes 845 amino acids. Gene Ontology annotation, cellular component: cytoplasm. Gene Ontology annotation, molecular function: glycogen phosphorylase activity; pyridoxal phosphate binding.
UCUAAUGUAACAAUUUGGUAUUUUCAGACUACACACAACACAGUACAUUCUGUGUAUUGUGUAUGGUCGGUUCUUAAAUCUGUGAUAUAUUCGAAGUGUUGAUUUAAAAAAAAAUGUCCAAACCUCAGAGCGAUUUCGAGAAAAGAAAGCAGAUCAGUGUACGUGGUAUCGCCGAAGUAGAAGAUGUGACUGCUAUUAAAAAAACAUUCAAUAGGCAUUUGCACUAUACUCUGGUUAAGGACAGAAAUGUUGCAACCCCUAGGGAUUAUUAUUUUGCCCUUGCUCAUACAGUCAGGGAUCAUCUAGUUUCAAGAUGGAUAAGGACCCAACAAUACUACUACGAAAAAGACCCAAAGAGGGUCUACUACUUAUCCCUAGAAUUCUACAUGGGAAGAUCCCUGUCCAACACCAUGAUCAAUGUUGGCAUUCAGUCUCCAGUGGAUGAAGCCCUCUACCAACUUGGUUUGGACAUUGAAGAACUGGAGGACAUAGAAGAAGAUGCUGGUCUUGGAAAUGGCGGUCUUGGUCGACUGGCUGCAUGUUUUCUCGAUUCCAUGGCAACGCUAGGCAUGGCUGCCUACGGUUAUGGCAUAAGAUACGAGUACGGUAUCUUCAAUCAGAAAAUAGUGAAUGGAGAACAAAAAGAAGAGCCAGACGACUGGUUACGAUUUGGUAAUCCAUGGGAGAAAGCUCGUCCUGAAUAUAUGAUUCCUGUUAAUUUCUUCGGGAACGUUAUUGAUUCACCAAAGGGGGGAAGACAAUGGGUCAAUACCCAAGUAGUGUUUGCUCUUCCAUAUGACAAUCCAAUUCCUGGCUACAAGAACAAUGUGGUCAACACCCUCAGGUUGUGGAGCGCCAAGUCACCAGUCGACUUCAACCUGAAAUUUUUCAAUGACGGUGAUUACAUCCAAGCAGUCCUUGACCGAAACCUGGCGGAGAAUAUUUCCAGAGUAUUAUACCCCAACGAUAACUUCUUCGAAGGCAAAGAACUACGUUUGAAACAAGAGUAUUUCAUGGUCGCAGCAACCCUGCAAGACAUCAUCCGCAGAUACAAAGCUGCCAAAUUUGGUUCGAGAGAGAGCGUCAGAACCAAUUUUGAGUUCCUACCAGACAAGGUGGCCAUACAGCUCAACGAUACACACCCCUCUUUGGCUAUCCCAGAACUGAUGAGAAUUCUUGUGGACAUCGAGGGUCUUCCAUGGGAAAAAGCUUGGGGUAUCACAGUCCGUACCUGUGCCUACACCAACCACACCGUUCUACCGGAAGCUCUAGAAAGAUGGCCGGUAUCUAUGCUGGAAUCUAUCCUGCCAAGACACCUUGAAAUCAUUUAUCAUAUUAAUUUCCUUCACAUGAAAGAUGUCGAGAAAAAAUGGCCUGGAGACUGGGAUAAAAUGAGAGAAAUGUCUUUGAUAGAAGAAGACGGAGAGAAGAGAGUUAACAUGGCUCAUUUGUCUAUUGUUGGGUCCCAUGCUGUCAAUGGAGUGGCCCAAAUUCAUUCGGAUAUCAUCAAGAAUGAUUUGUUUAGAAAUUUCUACGAACUGACUCCAGAGAAAUUCCAGAAUAAAACUAAUGGUAUAACACCCAGAAGAUGGUUACUGCUGUGCAACCCUGGUCUUAGUGAUGUAAUUUCCGAAAAAAUAGGCGAGGAUUGGAUCAUCCAUUUGGACGAGUUGCAGAAAUUAAAAAAGUUCGCCAAGGACUCCAAUUUCCAACGCGCGAUUGUGAAAGUCAAGCAAGAGAACAAGCUCAAGCUGGCUAAAUACCUAGAGAGCGAGUACAAGGUGAAAAUCAAUCCAGCUUCGAUGUUUGACAUCCACGUUAAAAGAAUCCAUGAAUACAAGAGGCAGUUGUUGAACUGCUUGCACAUCAUCACCCUUUACAACAGGAUAAAAAAGAAUCCUAAGGCUAAAAUCACACCUAGGACGGUUAUGGUUGGAGGUAAAGCAGCUCCUGGAUACCACACUGCCAAGAAGAUCAUCAAACUUAUUUUAGCUGUUGCUAAGGUUGUCAACAACGACCCUAUUGUCGGGGACAAACUGAAAGUUAUCUUCCUCGAAAACUACAGGGUAACUUUGGCAGAAAAAAUCAUUCCUGCGGCUGAUCUUAGCGAGCAGAUUUCUACAGCAGGUACCGAAGCAUCGGGAACAGGAAACAUGAAAUUCCAGCUGAACGGAGCUUUGACGAUCGGUACACUAGACGGCGCUAAUGUCGAGAUGGCUGAAGAGAUGGGCAUGGACAACAUAUUCAUCUUCGGUAUGAAAGUGGACGAGGUAGAGGAACUCAAGAAGAAAGGCUACAAUGCCAACGAUUAUUAUUCUUCGAAUCCCGAGCUCAAACAGGUUGUGGAUCAGAUCAAAAAUGGUUUCUUCAGUCCGGAAAAUCCGAAUGAAUUCCAGGACUUGACUGAUAUAUUGCUCAAAUGGGAUCGAUUCUACCUAUUGGCUGAUUAUGAGGCAUAUAUCAAGAAACAGGAAGAAGUCAGUGAGGUUUAUCAGAAUCAAUCCAAAUGGGCAGAAAUGGCAAUCAACAAUAUUGCAUCAUCUGGUAAAUUCUCAAGCGAUAGGACCAUCAUAGAAUACGGAAAAGACAUCUGGGGUGUCCAACCCAGCUAUGAAAAACUACCAGCUCCUCAUGAACCACCAAAAGAUUGAAAAACUUGUGAUAUUUACUUCAUAUAAUUUUUUCAGUAAUUUUUCGUUGAAGUAUUGAAUCAGAUGUAGUAUUUCUAAAUUUUUAGAGAAACAAUUUAUAUUAUAUAAUAUCUAUGUUUCUUUCAGACAAAUGUUUCUUCAACAACAAUACUCUUUAUGUGUUUGUUAGUGCCAUAAUAUGUUAAAUUAUAAAGUAUUUUUUAUUAUGA